AUGAGCUCAAUCAAAGGCCUUCCGCAAUCCCAAUCUUCCUUCGACGGCGCACCCCUCAGGGUCGCCAUCGUCCACGCGCGAUGGAACAAAUCCGUCAUAGACGCGUUGGUCGCGGGCGCGGUCAAGAAGCUGAAAGCGCACGGCGUCAAAGACCAUAACAUCGUCGUCCAAACCGUCCCAGGCAGCUUCGAACUGCCCCUCGCAUGCCAAAGAGUCAUCGCGGGAUCCCACGUACAAGCCGGCGCGACGGCGACGGAUCUCCUCGGCGGCCUCGGCGGCCUGUCCAUGACGUCCCUAGUUACGGGCGGGUCACGCUCCGGGACGCCUAUACCGACGACGGCGAACAUGCCGAACCAGCCCUUCGACGCGGUCAUCGCGAUCGGGGUGCUCAUCAAGGGCUCGACGAUGCACUUCGAGUACAUCUGCGACAGCGUGUCGCACGCGCUCAUGCGUGUGCAGCUCGAUACAGGGGUCCCUGUCAUCUUUGGCGUGCUGACGGCUCUCACGGACGAUCAGGCGCUGGAGAGGGCGGGCCUUGGGAGGGGGGAGGACAAGGGUCAUAAUCACGGCGAGGACUGGGGGUCGGCUGCGGUGGAGAUGGCAUCAAAUGCGAGAAGGUGGGGUGAGGGUAAGUUCUAACUCGGUGUAACGAUGGAAGAGAUGAAGGGGAUGGACAAUGGGUAUAGGGAAGGAUCGGCGAGUGAGUGUAUGAUUUGAACUAGUCCUUUCGGCGAACUGUAUUCUAUGGGGAUGCUGUAGUGCUCAAGCUUUUAUAGAGUCAUGAACGCUGCGACGCCCUCGGCGAC
Messenger RNA from Heterobasidion irregulare TC 32-1, 806 nucleotides. RefSeq lists its product as uncharacterized. The record is from RefSeq and is a predicted model, not a curated record. Gene Ontology annotation, biological process: riboflavin biosynthetic process. Lineage: Eukaryota; Fungi; Basidiomycota; Agaricomycetes; Russulales; Bondarzewiaceae. The transcript has 2 exons. Gene Ontology annotation, cellular component: intracellular anatomical structure; mitochondrial intermembrane space; riboflavin synthase complex. Gene Ontology annotation, molecular function: 6,7-dimethyl-8-ribityllumazine synthase activity. The coding region runs from base 1 to 639 and encodes 212 amino acids.